Molecule: messenger RNA, 3669 nt
Organism: Coprinopsis cinerea okayama7#130
Lineage: Eukaryota; Fungi; Basidiomycota; Agaricomycetes; Agaricales; Psathyrellaceae
Exons: 13
Coding region: 1-3669 (1222 amino acids)
Biological process (GO): SCF complex assembly; protein ubiquitination
Cellular component (GO): nucleus
Source: RefSeq, a predicted model, not a curated record
AUGACGAAAGGAUAUCUUAUGAAUAGUCUCAUCGAAAAGAUGCAGUCCCCGGACCAGGACUUUCGGUUCAUGGGACUGAACGAUCUUAUGACAGAGAUCAAGCAGGAUCCUGCGUCUUUUCAGGGAGACGAAGCCGUUGAGAACAAAGUGUUGAAUCAGGUGCUUUCCCUUGUUGAAGAUAAGAUUUCAGAAGUCAAAAACCAAGCAGUGAAAUGCUUGGGGCAGCUGAUCAAGAUUCUGCGUCAAAACCAAAUGGAAUUGGUGGUGGACAAGCUCAUUGACUUCUCUGGUGGAAAGGACGAGGAAUUGCGUGACAUCUCGGGACUUGCCCUGAAGACCAUCACCGCUGAACUUCCUCCCGAUGGGCGUAUCGCCGCAACCGCUUGCGCCAAACUGACGCCCAAGUUGCUUGGUCAGGUCGAGAAUACUGAAACGCCUCCGGAAACGCUCGUCGAGACCUUGUCCAUCCUUUCGAUCCUUAUUAGUCGAUUCCCGAAUCACCUGUCGAACGCAACGCUCUCUCCUCAGCCACUGAAGGUCCUUCCUCCGCUACUCUCACAUUCAAGACCCGUCGUUCGCAAGCGCGCUAUCACAACCGUCUCCCAAUUCAUCCCCAUCUCCCAAAGGAUCUUGUUCGACGACCUGCUCAAGAACAUCAUUCUUCCCAACUUGGCUGAAGGUGCAAGUGUCGAGAGACAACGAACAAUCGUUCAACUUGUCGCUGCAAUUGUCCGACACUCUCCCGGUCAUGUCGCUCCAGUGCUUGGGGACAUCGUCCCUUGCAUUCUGAAGGCAAUCCAGAAAGAUGAUGAAGAGUUGCGCGAAAGUUGUUUGCAGGCUCUCGAAGCGUUCGUCCUGAGAUGCUCGGCUGAGGUCACGCCCUAUCAGUCUGCAAUCAUCCAAGCCGGAAACCAAUUCAUCAAAUACGAUCCCAAUUAUGCCGGAGACGACGAAGACGAAGAAAUGGCCGAUGCUGAUGAUGACGAGGACGAUGAUGAAUUGGACGACGAAUACUCCGACGACGAGGACACCUCUUACAAGAUUCGUCGUUCCGCUACCAAGCUCCUGGGCGCUGUUAUCGGCACGCGGCCAGAAUUGUUGGCCUCCAUUUACAAGGACAUUUCUCCUGUGUUGAUUUCUCGCUUUGGGGACCGUGAAGAAAAUGUCCGACUCGAGAUCUGGUCAACCUACGCAAACCUGCUCAAGCAAACCUCUGUCUACGGCGGUGUGCCCCAGAACAAAGACGAUACCAGCCCUCGCGGAAAGAGGAAACGCGAUACCGAGGAAGUCAUGGACAUCGAGGAGACCGCCUAUACACUGCUCAAAUCUCAGGUCCCAACCCUGUCCAAGGCACUUCUUAACCAGAUUAAGUCGCCUAGGACGAGCCCUGUUGUCCUUCAAGCAGGAUUCUCUCUUCUCAACGCCCUCCUCGCUGUCCUUCCAGGCUCUCUGGCACCACAGAUCCCCCAGAUUAUUACUGUGGCCAAGAACGUGUUAUCGCAGUCCCCAUCAACAUCCACAGCGUCUCUCCACUUGACGACUCUGUCCUUCCUCUCCCUCCUGUUCUCCAGUCACUCUCCCGCGUCGUUCUCGUCAUCUUUGCCGACCGUCACUCCAGUACUUCUCCAGUCCGUGGGCGAGAGGCAUCCGCGUAUUGCAUCGGAAUCGUUCCGUGUCUUCACUUCCUUAUUGGCAUCCCUCGCGCCUAUCAAAGGAGAGGCGCCCUGGGUCGACCAAGUCUACCAGCAAGCCUUCUCCCGCCUUAGUAGCCACGACACGGAUGCCGAGGUCAGAACAACUGCGGAGGAGUGCAUCGGAGAGCUGUGGAUUGCUGCCCCUGAGAUCAUGAGGACUAAGGACCGCAGAGAAUGGGAGUUCAUUUGCAGGAGCUCGGGUAAAACUGAUGGGGCAGUCAAGGUUGUGACCAAAGUGGCGAGGGAGGCUCCUGUUGGCGAUGACUGGGUCAAUGGAUGUGUACAGUGGGUUAUGGGUUUGUUGCAGAAGAGCGGAAGACUCGGUAAAGUUGAAGCAUUCGGUGCUUUGGAGGUACUUUUGAAGAGCUACACCUCUGGCAUCCCGGCCGACCUUCCACCAGCGCUUGUUCCACAACUGAGGCACUAUCUCUCGACCUCCGAUAUCGCCCUUCUUGCUCAAGCUCUUACCAUUCUUGCUUUGCUCUUGGAGUUGUCACCCGCAGUCACCUAUCCUCACGUCGAGUCCACGUCUCUCAAUGAUAUCUACAAAGUGUCGGCGUCUCCUCUGGUCUCCGGCCCCGCUCUUGAAGCUCUGUUCAAGUUCUACGCUAACCUCGUCCAAGCUGACAAUCAAAUCUCCACUCACUUGGUCCCUAACUUGGUGAUUGCUGUCCAGAAGGCGCCCAAGGCUGAAGCCAGCCCCGCGAACGUGGCGAAGUGUAUUGCUCAAGUGGUCAGGAAUGCACAGGGCGUCGCUGCUGGCACGAUUGCGGAAUAUUCGAAGAACAUCAGACCCAACUCCAAGGCCCAGCCUUCCUUGGUCAUUCUCAGCUUGCUCAUCGUUGGAGAGCUUGGCCGCUUCAUUGACAUGUCCAACCAAGCCGAAGUCUUUAACAACUCGAUUGAGCUCUUCGCCUCUGACCAAGAAGAGAUUCGCUCUGCUGCCGCCUUUGCUGCAGGUAACAUUGCUAUCGGCAACUUGCAUCAGUUCCUGCCUGUCAUCGUCAAGAUGGUGGAGACGGAUCCAAAGAAGAGGUUGCUUGCCCUCCAUGCUGCAAAGGAGGUCGUAACCCACUGUUCAACUGGUCAAUUGGAAGGUGUUGCGGACUUUUUGUGGAAGCCUUUGUUUGAGAACUCUCAGAACGCGGAGGAGGCGACCAGAAAUGUCGCGGCUGCCUGCCUCGGCAAACUUGCCACCACUCAUCCAUCCAAGUACCUUCCUCAACUCCACGCCAGGGUCAAGGAUGACAGUCCAGCUACUCGUGCGACCGUUGUUUCGGCUAUCCGAUACACCUUUGCAGAUGUUUCCCAGUCUUACGACGAGUUGUUGGCUCCUUUGCUUGUCGAUUUCUUGUCUUUGAUGGUCGAUUCUGAUUUGACCGUUCGCCGACUUGCUUUGUCUUCACUGAACUCUGCUGCUCGCACUAAGCCCCACCUCGUCAGAGACCAUCUUAAGACACUCCUUCCAGACUUGUACAAAGAGACCCACAUAAACCCUGACCUUGUCCGAACUGUGCAGAUGGGUCCCUGGACACACAAGGUCGACGAUGGUCUCGAGACUAGGAAGACUGCAUACGAGACCAUGUACACCUUGCUCGACACCUGCUUGACCAAACUCGAUCUUCACGUCUUCCUCAGCCGGGUGAUCCCAGGUCUUUCCGACGACUCCGACGAAAUCAAGGUCAUCUCCCACAUGAUGCUGUUCCGUCUUUCCCAAGUCGCCCCAGCUGCAGUCGCACAACGUCUCGAAGAAGCCACUCCGCAACUCGAGAACACCAUGAAGGGAGCGACUGUCACUAAGGACACCGUCAAACAAGAUUUGGAACGUGCUGCUGAACUGCAAAGGAGUGCCCUCCGAGCCAUCGCUGCUCUGAGCAAGAUCGGGGCCGGCGUUAGUACCAAAUUCGAUGCCUUUGUCGAGGACCUCAAGAAGAAUACGAAGUGGAACACUGAAUUCAAGGAGUUGAUCGGGUAA